AUGGAAAAAACAUCAGCAUCUCCCAGCGGUGGUAAAAAGUUAGCGGGAAAAGUGGCCAUAGUCACAGGCGGCGCCAGCGGCAUCGGGGAAGCGACUGUUUGUGUGUUUGCCGACGAGGGCGCCCUUAUGGUGGUGGUUGCGGAUGUCCAAGAUGAUCUUGGGAAUCAGGUAGCUGCCUCCAUUGGUACUCACAGGUGCACCUUCCUCCAUUGCGAUGUAACGGACGAAGAUCAAGUGAAAAGCCUUGUCCAGCCAACUGUCUACAAUCAUGGACAACUGGAUAUCAUGUUCAGCAACGCUGGAAUCCUUAGUCCAGCCGAACAUGUGAAAUCUUAUUUAGUUAAGAGUACCGUUUUUGGUGUCCACAUGCCGUCUAUGAUGCCCACAAAUUAUGAUGGCUAUGCUAGCUAUGGAUAA
Molecule: messenger RNA, 417 nt
Organism: Arachis ipaensis
Lineage: Eukaryota; Viridiplantae; Streptophyta; Magnoliopsida; Fabales; Fabaceae
Source: RefSeq, a predicted model, not a curated record